This is a messenger RNA of Nematolebias whitei (Rio pearlfish), 1800 nucleotides long. It is a transcript of the gene dkc1, whose product is annotated as dyskeratosis congenita 1, dyskerin. The transcript is spliced from 15 exons. The record is from RefSeq and is a predicted model, not a curated record. Gene Ontology annotation, molecular function: RNA binding; pseudouridine synthase activity. Gene Ontology annotation, biological process: rRNA pseudouridine synthesis; mRNA pseudouridine synthesis; box H/ACA sno(s)RNA 3'-end processing. Gene Ontology annotation, cellular component: box H/ACA snoRNP complex. Bases 63 to 1553 code for a protein of 496 amino acids. Lineage: Eukaryota; Metazoa; Chordata; Actinopteri; Cyprinodontiformes; Rivulidae.
UCUGGGAAAUAAAUGAGUAGAAGAAGAACGUUGAGGAGCACGAGCUUCGUUCGUUUUAGAAGAUGGCAGACGAAACUGCGUCGGUGAAGAAGAAGAAGAAGGCGAAGAAAGUCCGCGAAGAGGAAGUUGGGGAGCUCCAGCAGAGCGGAGACUUCUUCAUCCGUCCAGAAGCCAAAGUAGCGUCUUUGGACACGUCUCAGUGGCCGCUCCUGUUAAAGAAUUUUGACAAGUUGAACAUCCGGACCGCUCACUACACCCCCCUACCGAACGGCAGCAACCCUCUGAAGAGGAACAUCUCCGACUAUGUCAAGUCAGGUUUCAUUAACCUGGACAAACCGGCCAACCCGUCGUCUCAUGAGGUGGUGGCGUGGAUCCGGAGGAUUCUGCGGGUGGAGAAGACGGGUCACAGCGGAACGCUCGACCCAAAGGUCACCGGCUGCCUCAUAGUCUGCAUCGAUCGGGCCACACGACUGGUCAAGUCCCAGCAGAGCGCUGGUAAAGAGUACGUGGGAAUCGUUCGGCUGCACAACGCCAUCGAGAACGAACACACUCUGGCCCGGGCCAUUGAGACUCUGACCGGCGCUCUGUUCCAACGCCCGCCGCUGAUCGCCGCCGUGAAACGCCAACUCCGGGUGCGAACGAUCUACGAGAGCAAACUGAUCGAGUACAAUCCUGAGAGGAGGCUGGGGAUCUUCUGGGUCAGCUGUGAAGCAGGAACCUACAUCCGGACUCUGUGUGUUCAUAUGGGGCUGCUGCUCGGGGUCGGGGGUCAGAUGCAGGAGCUGCGGAGAGUCCGGUCUGGAGUUCUGGGCGAGAAGGACAACAUGGUGACGAUGCACGAUGUUCUAGAUGCUCAGUGGCAGUUCGACCACAACAAGGACGAGACGUACCUGAGGAGGGUCAUCUUCCCUCUGGAGAAGCUGCUGGUGUCGUACCGCCGGCUCGUGAUGAAGGACAGCGCCGUCAAUGCUAUCUGCUACGGGGCGAAGAUUUUACUUCCUGGUGUUCUGAGGUACGAAGACGGCAUCGAGAUCAACCAGGACAUCGUGGUGAUCACAUCCAAAGGCGAGGCCAUCUGCACAGCGGUGGCUCUGAUGACCACGGCCGUCAUCUCCACCUGCGACCACGGCGUCGUGGCCAAAAUCAAGAGGGUCAUCAUGGAGCGGGACACGUACCCACGGAAGUGGGGUCUGGGGCCGAAGGCGAGCAUGAAGAAGAUGAUGGUCCAGAAGGGGCUUCUGGACAAACACGGGAAGCCAAACGCCAGCACACCGAAGGACUGGAAGGAGCAGUACGUGGACUACAGUGUUUCAGUUAAGGAGGAAACGGACGAGUCAUCAGCAAAGCGGAAACGAGAGGAGAGCGAUGGCGAGACGGCGCCUGGCACGCCGUCUGCAGAGGAGGUGACGAAAGAGAAAAAGAAGAAGAAAAAAGAGAAGAAAUUGAAACUGGAGGAGGAGGCGGAGCCAGAGCCGGAGGAAACGGCAGAGGAGGUACCAACAAAGUCCAAGAAGAAGAAAAAGAAACUAAAGGAAGGUGCCGUGUCGGAUUGAUUUCAUUUUGCUCCUCGCCACCUCCUCCAUCCUGAGUUAAAGACUGUCGGCGUGUCGCAGCGAAGCUGAAGAAGCGAGCCGGAAGCGCGGCUGCUUUUUAAAAAUGAAACGUGUCAGAAAUGUAGGGGGUCGAGGUUUUUUCCUCUCAGCCCGGACUCUUCUGAUGCAGACGAGAGGAAGAGAAUCAUGUUUGAACCUGAAAUCACUUCUGAUCACUUUGCAUGAGUCAGAAAAGGUGAUUGUGUAU